Messenger RNA from Lemur catta (Ring-tailed lemur), 4805 nucleotides. RefSeq names its product KN motif and ankyrin repeat domains 4 (gene KANK4). Gene Ontology annotation, biological process: negative regulation of actin filament polymerization. Gene Ontology annotation, molecular function: protein binding. Bases 1 to 3000 code for a protein of 999 amino acids. The transcript has 9 exons. The record is from RefSeq and is a predicted model, not a curated record. Gene Ontology annotation, cellular component: cytoskeleton; cytoplasm. NCBI's taxonomy places the organism in Eukaryota, Metazoa, Chordata, Mammalia, Primates, Lemuridae.
AUGGAGAAGACGAAUGCCAAAGACCAGUCCUCUCAGGGGGAUGAAGAGAAAGACCCUCCAAAGAGCCACCCUUACUCUGUGGAGACCCCAUAUGGCUUUCAUUUAGACCUGGACUUCCUCAAGUAUGUGGAUGACAUCGAGAAGGGAAACACCAUCAAAAGGAUUCCUAUCCACAGAAGGGCCAAGCAGGCCAAGUUUAGCACUUUGCCCCGAAACUUCAGCCUUCCCAACAGCGGGGCUCGCCCCCAGGCCGCCGUGCUUCUCCAGAACUGGUCCCCGGGGGUGCCGAGGAAAGUGUCGCUUGGGGCACAGGAGCGAACCCAGUCCCUGCUGCCCGGUACUGCGCCCCAGGCCGCAGCCAGCGGGAGCGAGCCGAGCUACCACCGGAGGGCAGUGCUGGCCGAGGCCGCCAGACAGCUGGAGGCAGCUGCUCCGGAGGGCGCUGAGCUGGGCUGCGGGAGUGGACGGCCCCAGCUUCUGCGCGCAUCCAGCAUGCCAGCCACGCUGCGGCAAAGCCGGGCCUCCGAGGAGCCCAGCCUAGGCUCGGGUGCCCCCGCGCCGCCCACCUCCCUUCCGCUUCAGGGCGAGGGCGGCAUCUGCUGUGAAGGAUUCGAGGGUUUUCGCAGCCCUAGCCCACCGGCGUCCCCGCAGCCCAAAGCGAGAGAACCGGGAGAGCCGGUGCCGGGAACCCCGGAGCUGGGCCGGGAGGGAGCCGAGCCUCCGGAGGGUGGCGUGACAGCCCCCAGCCGCCUCGCCCUCCCAGCUCCUCCUGCCUCGUUCCCGGGUGCACUCGCAGGGCCGGAGGAUGCGGAAGGCCAGCACGAGGUGGUGUUCUCCCCUGGCUCCCCCACGCCGAGCCCCCCGCCCCUGCCGUCGCCCAUCCCCGAGAGCGAGCUGCCCCUGGAAGACAUCGAGCUCAGCAUCAGCGAGAUCCCCCCGCCGCCGCCCGUGGAGGUGGACGUGAGAAGCGUUGGCGUCAGGGUCACCGAGGAGAGCCUGGGCCUGGCCGGGCCGGGUGCGGGCAGCGUCCCCAGCCUGCAGCGGCAGGUCUCGGCCCUCGAGGGUGAGUUGUCUGGAAGAACCCAGGAACUGGCACAGGUCAGGGCUGCCCUCCAGCAGCAGGAAGAGGAAGUGAAGGCCAGGGAGCAGAAGAUUCGAGAGCUGGAGCGCGCUGUCGCCCAGCUGGAAGAAAAGCUUAGCCAAGAGACCGCCGGAGAUGCUCAAGGCCAGACUGACGCCACGGUGAACACUGACCCUCUCCAUGGACUCUUGACCAGGGAGUCAUGUGACAAGAGCAUUGAGGUCAACCUUCUGGGCAUCACAGAAUCUGAAAGCUGGGGGGCCCAAGGAGGGGAGAAUGGUCUCCUAUGGGGGCUAGACAGUCACAAACAAGGGGAUCAGAGCCCAGCAGAACACGUGCUAUCUCCCCAGCUGUCACUGCUGCAGGGACCUGAGAAGGUCCUCUCCUCCUCUUUGCAAAGCUGUCUUUCCACCGAACUCAGGAUUGAAGAAGCAGGCGCAGAGCAGGAGGAAGGCCCUCCGGGAGGAGCCGAAGGCCUGGCCAGGGGAGCAGGAGGCUUUUCGUGGAGCCGUGACAGAAAGGCUCCCCCAGCAGGGAGGCAGGAGCCUAGUUCAGAGCUCCCAGGGAAGGAGCACCCGGGAAGGCCACCAAGCUCACCAACAGAUGCCACCCUUGGGCAAUACGUGAAGAAGAUCCAGGAGCUCCUGCAGGAGCAGUGGAGCUGCCUGGAGCACGGGUACCCGGAGCUGGCCAGCGCCAUCAGACAGCCGGCCUCUAAGCUGAGCAGCAUCCAGAGCCAGCUGCUGAGCUCCCUCAACCUGCUGCUGUCCGCCUACUCCGCCCAAGGCCCCCAGCACAAGGAGCCCCCGGCCUCCUCCUCCCCACCGAAGGAGAUCUCCCCGUCGACCAGCCUUAAAUCCAUAAUGAAAAAGAAAGACUAUGGCUUCCGUGCAGGAGGUAAUGGGACCAAAAAGAACCUUCAGUUUGUUGGGGUUAACGGUGGCUAUGAGACCACCUCGAGUGAGGAGACCAGCGGUGAGGACAGCUCCCCCGAGGACUUGUCAGACAGCGAGGCUGAGAAGAAAUGUGACGGCCCAGAACACAGGUGGACCGAGGACGCCCACCCCAGCUGCGAGGCCGGGCAGGGCGUCCCCGAGGGCACCCGCCACGCAGGCCAGGAAAGUGGGCCUGGGGAAGAAGCCCCCCACUCCAAGGCUGAGAGAUAUAAACCCUCAGAAGAAUUUCUUAAUGCAUGCCGGGCAUUGAGCCAACAUCUGCCGGAAACUGGGACCACGACUGACCAACUCUUGAGGCAAAGCUUGAACACCAUUAGUCAGGAGUGGUUCCGCGUCUCCAGCCGGAAGUCGUCCAGCCCUGCCGUGGUGGCUGCCUACCUGCACGGGGUCCAGCCUCACUCCCCACAUUUCCUGAAGCUGCUUGUCAACUUGGCUGAUCGCAACGGGAACACUGCCCUUCACUACAGCGUGUCCCACUCCAACUUCUCCAUCGCAAAGCUGCUGCUGGAGACAGGCGUCUGCAAUGUGGACCAUCAGAACAAAGCUGGCUACACUGCUGUGAUGAUCACUCCGUUGGCUUCUCCAGAGACCGAUGAAGACAUGGCUGUCGUCUGGAAGCUCUUAAGAGAAGGAAAUGUGAACAUCCAAGCUACUCAGGGAGGCCAGACUGCGCUGAUGCUGGGAGUCGGCCAUGACAGGGAGGACAUGGUUCAAGCGCUGCUGAGCUGCCAGGCAGAUGUCAACCUGCAGGACCACGACGGAUCCUCGGCCCUCAUGCUGGCCUGUCACCACGGCAACACCGACAUGGUGCGGCUGCUCCUGGCACACCCAGCCUGCGACAGCAGCCUGACUGACAAGGCUGGCCGCACAGCUUUGUCCAUCGUUCUGAGAUCACCCACCCAUAUGGAAAUUGCAGGGCUUCUGCGGGCCCACGCCGAGCAGGGCAGGUCCCUGGGGCCGUAGUGGCUGUAGAACUGGCAGCAGGAACAAAAAGCUCCUUCUCUGGGCUCCUCCCUCACCCUUGGAGAGGGCAGGGGUCACGGCCAGAGGGCCACCCCUCCAGAGAAGAAACUAUGUCAAAUAUGCACAUACAUUCCUGUCGAGUAAUUCUGCUCAUUAGGACGCUUUGUAGUUUUUGCCUUAGGCCAAGCCCCAAAACUACACGGGCUUCAGAACAGGGUUCAAGGUGCAAGGUACGGGCUGCAUUGGUGUCAUCCAAAAAUCCAAAGUAUCUUCAGCCUUGAAUUCCUCGUGACUGUACCCGUUGUAGCACCGUGUAGCAAGCAGGCAGGCAGGAGCACUGUAGCACAUUAGAAAAGCAAUACUUUUUACAUGGAAUUUUAAAGUGCACUGUCUUUUUGUUUUUUAAAAAAGUAUACAUAAAUAUGUCCCAUUGCAUAUGCAUGUCUAGAGAGGACGGGAGGGGAUUCAAGCCACCCCGCUGGCAAUCAUUCUCUAGGGGACCCUAGGAGAAUCACCAUGCACAUGGGUGAAACAGAGUAAGCUGAAUAAUCCACAUUUGGGGGCUUUGUUUCGAUGGCAUUGACAGAGAAAUCUUAAAUCAGAGGAGGUAGGAAGAAGCACAUUGGUGUCAAUGCCAAAGGUACAGUCUUGACCAUUUCUGAGUCAUUGAGUGGCUCCAAUUUGCUCCAAGGAAAUUAGAAUUAAUUAGAAAGUUCAAUCCAAUGACCCACACCACACAUAUUUAGACAGAGUCCGAUUAUAUCAGCUAUUCCGAACCUGUGAAAGAAAUGAAAGAAUCGGAGUGAGCUUCCUCCUGGGGAUGAGCUGUUGUCAUCUAGAUGGCGACACAUUUCCUCCAUAGCCUCAUCCACAGUGCUUCCCCCGCCCCCGCCGCCAUCCUUGAUGAGCGAACAUCUGCCCUGAGGUUUUCCGAGGCUCCUGGCUGCAGAGCCUCCCAGCCUGGCUGCAGCAGGAGCGUGGGACUGGGCAGGGCAGGGCAGGGCCGUCCCUGGACUGACAGCUUUCUCCACUGGACGGUUCUUUCCGAAGCUUCCAUAUGCCCAGGGGCCCGCACGUGCAUGGUUGCUAUUCAGUAGCUCACUUAAAGGUUAUCUGAAUGUGUUCUUUCUUAAAAUCUCUUAUGCAAAAACUCCCCCCUUAUAAAAACAGAGAGACCAAAAAACUUGAUGCUCCCCACACACAGGAAACUCAAAAGCUUGAGUUCCCAUUUUGGCUGGGAUUUGCCAAAAUGCCAAUUUGCUCGGUGCCCCUUGGGUGAAUCAAAGCUUCAUUGGGCCCCAGUUCCAUCAUCUCUAAAAACAGAAAUCUUCAUACGACCUACCUCCAGGGGGUGCUGCGCAAGGAGCAGCUGAUGGAAGUUUUGGAAUCCAAUUUGUAACCCAUUAAAGCUGUCUGCAGAACUGGUGCGGCAAACUUCUUUAUGCUGUUGUGAUUCAUAAGACAGGCUCCAAGUUCCAGAGCAGGAACAGUGACACGUGUUGAUCCUGCUCAGAGGUGGAGAGAAUGGAGCAAAUAAUGAGCUAAAAAUGCUUUAAGUGGGUUUAUUUUGACCUCAAAAUAUAUUGUAAGAGCAAGAGCCUACAUUAAUCAAUGGUCUCGCCCAGUGCUUUGCGUACAUGUAUGUGCAAACAAAUCACCCGAGAUCUUGCUGGAAAACGGUAGGUCGGGUGAGGCCUGAGAGUCUGCAUUCCUACCCAGCUCCCAGGAGACGCUGAUGCUGCCGGGCCACAGGCACACUGUGCGUAGCGAGGCUCUGGCCUCUCCUUAUUGUUUGUAUAUUAAAA